Messenger RNA from Geodia barretti, 1047 nucleotides. The record is from the annotation of a GenBank genome assembly. Lineage: Eukaryota; Metazoa; Porifera; Demospongiae; Tetractinellida; Geodiidae.
CGGACAAAAUAAUCAAAAUCAUGCUAUUUCGUGCACACUACACAGGUAAGUUCCUUCUCGGGAUCAUAGGGUGGACACCGAAUCCCGUUGCACACAGCUUCCACAUGGAAGAAGAGGGCGCCGUUAGAGUUCCUUGCUUCACCGUUUAGGAACUCCGGAUUUCUAUCGAGGCAUUUCGCGGAUUGUCGGCCCCCGCUACCCCCGUAGCCGGACACAAGAUAUCCGUCAUACUCCUCUGUCCACGUCGUAGGGCACGAGCGGCGAGCGGGGAUCAUGAUUGAGCUGGCCCUUGAGGUAGCGUGACAGACGGCGCACGGGACAUUUUGGUCACGAGCUUCGUCUAGAGGCGAGCCGUCGAACGUCUCGUACUCGACCCCAUGCAGCGUAGAGUAGCGUUGUGCUCCUGACUGGAAUUCUUCCUCGUACUCGGGUUCCUCGGGUAAACAAAGAAUAUCGCUAGUUCCCCCGGAGCUGCUCCAAUGACUACCAACAGCUCUGCCAGCGUAAACAAGUUCGGUUCCUGCGAUGGAGGGACACGUCGAGUUUCCCCAUCUGACGUCCAGGAAACCCAGGCGUGCCUCGCUCACCGGGUAGGCCUGGACGACCUGCAGGUCCGUCCCUCCCUGGUAAUCCCGGAGCCCCCUGUGGCCCUUCAUCUCCUGGGAAUCCGGCUGGUCCUGGUGCACCGGGCGCGCCCUGAGGGCCCGCAACGACGAUGGAUCCAUUGGGAAGUUGAACUGGUUGUGCUCCGGGGGGUCCAGGCGGUCCAGAAGGUCCAACCGGACCUCGAUCACCCGGUACUCCGCGGUCUCCCGGUGCCCCUGUGGGCCCCGUUAGGCCAGGUUCUCCAGCCGCUCCUUUUUCCCCAGGAGGUCCUGCAGGUCCGGAAGGCCCAGGUUGGCCUUGAGCACCGGGGAGACCGACUGGGCCAGGAGGUCCCGGUGGUGCCUGCCGCUUUCCAACACGGUCUACAUGCAGUGAUGCAGCUUCCACUAGUAGUACAGUACUAGUAAUAGCGAACACAGCGACGAGAAGUAGCAACUUGAC